Molecule: messenger RNA, 1416 nt
Organism: Arabis nemorensis
Lineage: Eukaryota; Viridiplantae; Streptophyta; Magnoliopsida; Brassicales; Brassicaceae
Source: the annotation of a GenBank genome assembly
AUGAGUAAUCAAGGAGAAAUGGAGGAGAGACUAUUACGUGUAGGAUCAGAUGCUAAGAGUCAGAGCAGUAACAGGGAGAGUCUCUAUUUGAGAACGCAGGUUUGGUGUGAAGUAAGGAAAAUUUGGAGAGUAGCAUUACCUUCAUCUUUGUUCCGAAUCACUUCGUUUGGGAGCAUCAUUGUGGCACAAGCUUUCAUUGGUCACUCCUCAGAGUUGGGUCUAUCCGCUUACGCUCUCCUCCAAAGCACAUUUAUCCGCUUUCUCUACGGUUUAAUGGGCGGUAUGUCAAGUGCGACCGAGACAUUAUGCGGGCAAGCAUACGGUGCAGAACAAUACCACACAAUGGGGAUAUAUCUACAACGUUCAUGGAUCGUGGACACGGUCGUGACCACUUUGUUUCUUCCGUUUAUCAUAUUUGCGGGUCCCAUUCUUCGUCUAUUAGGCCAAAAUGUUGAGAUUACAAGGACCGUUGAUGAGAUCUAUCCUUGGAUGAUCCCUUAUGUCUAUAGCUUGAUUUUCACUAUGACUAUGCAAAUGUACCUCCAAGCGCAAAUGAGGAAUGCUAUUGUAGGCGUUCUCUCCACCUUGUCCUUGGCUCUUGACCUAUUGGUCACGUGGUGGUGCGUGAGUAUUAUGGGGAUGGGCAUUGGUGGUGCGCUCCUCGGUCUUAAUGUGAGCUCGUGGGCUUUAGUAUUAGCUGAGUUUGUGUACGUUUUUGGAGGAUGGUGUCCGUUUACUUGGACCGGAUUUAGUAUGGCUGCUUUUGUUGACCUAGUUCCUAUGCUCAAGCUCUCCAUUUCUUCAGGCGUCAUGAUCUGCCUAGAGUAUUGGUACAUGAGCAUCCUUGUCUUAAUGGCCGGUUAUACAAAAGAUGCGAAUAUCACAAUCUCUGCUUUCUCAAUAUGCCAAUACAUAUAUACAUGGGAAUUGAACAUAUGCCUUGGCUUCUUGGGUGCGGCCUGCGUUCGAGUGGCUAACGAGCUGGGGAAAGGAGAUGCAACUGCAGUGAGGUUUUCAAUAAAAGUGAUACUCACAGUAUCAACAUUGAUCGGAGUGACAUUCUCUGCUCUAUGUUUAGCUUUCUGUGGUCAGAUUUCGUAUUUGUUUUCGAAAAGUGACGAGGUUUCGAAAGCAGUGGAUGAUCUAUCGAUGAUCCUUGCCAUAUCAAUCUUACUCAACAGCAUUCAACCUAUACUCUCAGGGGUAGCAGUUGGAGCAGGAAUGCAAAGUAUAGUGGCAUUUGUGAACUUAGGUUCUUAUUAUGCAUUUGGUGUUCCUUUAGGUAUCAUCCUUACUUAUGUUUUCCAUCUUGGUGUUAAGGGACUAUGGUCUGGAAUGUUGGCUGGAAUUGCGAUCCAAACUUUGAUAUUGUGUUAUAUCAUUUACAAAACCGACUGGGAAUUAGAGGUGGCAUAA